CCUCAGGGCCUGGGUGCUUGCUUUCCCAGCAUGCUCUGCCAAGGGUUCCAAGAUGGCGGCAGCAGCGUCCCGGAGCUGGCUGAGCUUUCGCAGCGGGCUUCGCCUGCAGCAGACCAAGGGAGGGGCAGGUGUGAGUGACCCGACACCUCGCUGCAGAUUUUAUUCUGGAAGUGCAGCCCUCCAAAAGGUUGAAAGAACUGAUAAAGCAGGGAUUGAAAAAGUAAUCAUUCCAAAAAAGAAAAUUUGGGAUAAAGUGGCUGUUCUUCAGGCUCUUGCAUCUACAGUAAACAGGGAUCCCACAGCUGCCCCUUAUGCAUUUCAAGAUGACCCUUACCUCUUACCAACAUCCACUCUGGAAUCUCGUUCAUUUUUAUUGGCAAAGAAGUCUGGGGAGACUGCAGCAAAGUUUAUUAUUAAUUCACAUCCCAAAUAUUUUCAGAAGGAUGUAGCUGAACCUCAUAUACCGUGUUUAAUGCCUGAGUGCUUUGAACCUCAGAUUGAAGAUAGAAGUGAAGCUGCCCUGAAGGAACGAAUCAGACUGAGAAAAGUCAAAGCUUCUGUGGACCUGUUUGAUCAACUCUUGCAAGCAGGAACCGCUGUCUCUCUUGAAACCACUAACAGUCUCUUGGAUUUAUUGUGUUACUAUGGUGACCAAGAACCCCCAACUGAUUAUUAUUUUCAACAAACUGAACAGUCAGAAGACUUGGAAGAGGCCACAGAGGAAAGUAACCAAACAUCCAAGACGAAGGCUGGUCUUUGGAAAGCACAAAACAAUGCUGAGAGAAUCUUUGCUCUAAUGCCAGAGAAGAAUGCUUAUUCCUACUGCACAAUGAUCCAAGGAAUGGUGAAGCACCGAGCUCAUGCGCAGGCAUUGAAAUUGUAUACCGAGUUAUUAAAUAACAGACUUCGUGCUGAUGUGUAUACCUUCAAUGCAUUGAUUGAAGCAAAAACAUUUGUACUAAAUGAGAAAUUUGAGGAAAAGUGGAAUAAUAUACUGGAUCUGCUGAAACAUAUGGUUGCACAGAAUGUUAAACCAAAUCUGCAGACUUUUAAUGCCAUGCUGAAAUUUCUCCGGAAAUUUUAUUCACUUGGAAGAUUGCCAGCCUUGCAGACUUUACGUGAAAUGAAAUCCAUUGGAAUAGAACCCUCACUUGCAACAUACCAUCAUAUUAUUCAGCUGUUUUAUCAAGGUAGCUAUGCAAAAAUGCCAUCCUUCAUCAUAUAUGAUAUAAUGAAUGAAUUGGCAGGAAAGAAGUUUACUCCCAAGGACCUGGAUGAUGAUAAGUUUUUUCAGUCAGCCAUGAAUGUGUGUUCCUCUCUCAGAGACCUAGAGCUUGCUUACCAAGUACAUAAUCUUCUAAACACGGGAGACAACCGGAAAUUCAUAGGACGUGAUUUUCGGCGUAAUUUCUAUUAUUCAAAGUUUUUCAAAUUGAUUUGUUUAAUGGAACAAAUUGAUGUUACCUUAAAGUGGUAUAAGGACCUAAUACCUUCAGUAUUCCUUCCCAACUCCCAAGUAUUGAUAGAUCUUCUCCAAGCCUUGGAUGUAGCCAAUCGAUUAGAACUGAUUCCUCAGAUUUGGAAAGAUAGUAAAGAAUACGGUCACGCUUUUCGUAAUGCUCUAAGAGAAGAAAUCUUGAUGCUCAUGGCCAGGGAUAAGCACCCACCACAGCUUCAGGUGGCUUUUGCCGACUGUGCUGCUGAUAUCAAAUCCACGUAUGAAACCCACGAUGCCAGGCAAACUGCUCCUGAUUGGUCAGCCAACUCUCUGAACUGUACAGCUGUCCUCUUCUUAAGAGGUGGCAGAACCCAGGAAGCCUGGCGAAUGUUGGAGCUUUUCAGAAAGCAUAAUAAGAUCCCUAGAAAUGAGUUACUAAAUGAGUUUAUGGACAUUGCAAAAGCAUCCAGUAGUCCCGCUCAGGCCAUUGUGGUUGUGAAGUUGGCAAGUGCCUUUAGCUUGUCCAACUAUGAGAGGCUUGCCCAAAGAGUAAGCACGGAUUUUGUAAUCGACCCAAAAGAAAAAGAAGCCUUGGGUAACCUGACUGCACUGAAUAAGGACAGCAAUGCUGACAGCGGCAGUGACAGUGACAUCGACAUCAAUUAGAGAAGAUAAGUGAGAGCUGGCUCACUGUAGCUGCUGGAGUAUUCGCCAGUGAUCAGAGGAAGUGCUGGGGGGUAAUGUGAGCUCAGCAGCAUGGCAGCAGCCUGGCACGUGAAGGCCCUGGAGUUCAUCCGAGCAACUGUACCUCAAGAGAUACAGAUCUGUCUGGUUCGUCGCUGUGCAGCAAAUUGAUACCGUACUGAUGUUAGAUUAAGCUCUCCACUCUAUCAGCGCACUACUAAAGGUUUAUGCAGCAGCACUGCAGUUUCUUUUCUUCAGAGGUCUGUGGCUCUUGGAGAACAAGCCCUACACACCGGCGGUGUUCGCAGGCCUACUUCCUUCCACUGAAACCCAUCUGUGUAGUGCUCACUGGCCCUUAUUGGCCUUAGAGACAAGACUAUAAAUGGUUUUCAUACAAUUAAAUCAUAAUUGCUGUUGGA
Messenger RNA from Nannospalax galili (Upper Galilee mountains blind mole rat), 2541 nucleotides. It is a transcript of the gene Ptcd3, whose product is annotated as pentatricopeptide repeat domain 3. Gene Ontology annotation, cellular component: mitochondrion. The transcript is spliced from 24 exons. Lineage: Eukaryota; Metazoa; Chordata; Mammalia; Rodentia; Spalacidae. Gene Ontology annotation, biological process: mitochondrial translation. Gene Ontology annotation, molecular function: ribosomal small subunit binding; rRNA binding; protein binding. The record is from RefSeq and is a predicted model, not a curated record. Bases 53 to 2104 code for a protein of 683 amino acids.